AUGAGCGGCGGCGGCGGCGGCGACAGGCCCGGCUCGGGCGCCGGCGGGACGAUGAAGACGCCGUCGGACUUCCUCAAGUCCAUCAGGGGCCGCCCCGUCGUUGUCAAGCUCAACUCCGGCGUCGACUACCGAGGUAUUCUGGCUUGUCUUGAUGGAUACAUGAACAUUGCGAUGGAGCAAACUGAAGAAUACAUCAAUGGUCAGCUAAAGAAUAAAUACGGUGAUGCCUUCAUAAGAGGAAAUAAUGGUACGUACAAUACGAUAAGGAUAUUCUGA
Molecule: messenger RNA, 276 nt
Organism: Miscanthus lutarioriparius
Lineage: Eukaryota; Viridiplantae; Streptophyta; Magnoliopsida; Poales; Poaceae
Source: the annotation of a GenBank genome assembly